AUGGCCGGGAAAGCGGGUAGCUUGUGCCGGAACCGGCAGCUCCAGGGCGGGCUGCUGAGGCGGCAGGGGCAGAGACAGCACCACGCGGCAGUUCCAAACGGGCUGUCCCAGAGGCCGCUGCGCACCCAAGACGUGGGCAGCCAGUGGGAGUUACCGCGGCACCACACUGGGAGCGGCCGAACCGGCCGGGGGCGAGCCCCGCCGCCGCUGCUGGGUGAGGGGUUGGGGGGGGAAAUCGGGAGGUUGCUGGAGAGAGGGGCCGUAAGGGCAUCGUUGGAGCCGCAGUGCGGGUCUGCUCUGGCUCGCCGUGGGCGCCCGGAUGAGGCGCAGGCCUGUCCCGCCUCGGGCCUGCUCAAGAACCUUCCAUUUUCUGUGGACAACAAAUGGCGAUUACUUGUACUAAUGUGUGGAUUCUUUGGAAGUGGAUUUGUUGCCCCUUUCUUUAUAGUCAGACACCAGCUUCUGAAGAAAUGA
This is a messenger RNA of Charadrius vociferus (killdeer), 474 nucleotides long. RefSeq lists its product as uncharacterized. The transcript has 4 exons. The coding region runs from base 1 to 474 and encodes 157 amino acids. Gene Ontology annotation, biological process: mitochondrial electron transport, cytochrome c to oxygen. The record is from RefSeq and is a predicted model, not a curated record. NCBI's taxonomy places the organism in Eukaryota, Metazoa, Chordata, Aves, Charadriiformes, Charadriidae.